GUUAUUAUUUAUAGACGUGUGUUUUGAGCUGCAGGAUGUUUAGUUGGGUGGUGAAAGUUGUUCCUCAACCCCCGGAGAAGAAUGCAAAGCUAGAAGAGGAAGGCAAAGGCGAUACACUUCAAACAUCAGAACAAAAAGCACCAGUUAAAGAGCAAGAGGUGAAAAAAGCAGCCAAUCCUGCUAAGCCAAAAGAAGAUGAAGUCUCAGAAGAAAACAGGACUCAGGGUGGUGUAUUGGCCUGGAUCUCUCAGGGUUUGACCAGUGCCCUCCCCCAGCCUGCAGCAGACAGUGAUGCCAGGCAACAGGAGGAAGACUGCAAUAGUAAAGUGAAUGAAGAGACAGGGGUGAUAAACUGGAUUGUGCAGGGAUUAGGCAAAGUGGUUCCACAACCUGAUGACAAGCAGAAACAGCAGACAGAAUCCCAGGAGGUGACUGAGGUUCCAAAAGUGGUGCCAGAAGUAAAGGUGGUGCACACUGAGAUUAAAGUGGUUAAAGUGGAGCCUGAGCCUGAGCCUCCACCUCAAGUCCCUGUGGUGGAGGUGGUUUCUGAUGCAGAGCCUGAAGGAGACAAGCCGUUAACUCCCAGGGUGAUGGAGUGGAUAAAGCAUGGUUUGGAGAAGGUUGUUCCACAGCCGGGACACUCUCCAUCUAUUACAGACACUUCAGAUAAAAAAGAACCUGCUACUAAUACUGCACCUCCAAAGGCACCUGAUCAAUCAGCAGCUGAGGAUGCAACCAAGGGAACAAAUGUGGAGGAGGAAUCCAACGUGGUUAGCUGGAUUGCGCAGGGACUCGGUCGCAUUAUGCCACAGCCUGUUCUGAAGCCAAAAGAGGACACUUUGGAUACAGUUCAGAGCAUUUGCAUCCUGCAGGAAGACUUUGUGCAGGAGGACAACCUGGUGCUGGAGGAGAAACUGGUGCUGGAGGAGAACCUGGUGCUAGAGGAGGUGGACUCAGACUGGGAGCAGCAGCAGGUCGAGCAAGCUUGUUUGCUCAAUGCCAAACUGGAGAAACAGGCUGAAGUUCAUAUGGAGGAUCAGAUUUGCCCCCUGCAGGAUGUCCUAAACAACACCAUACCUGAUAUCUUCAUCACACAGCAGGAGGAUGCUGAGACACAAACAGAGCGCUGGACUCCUCUAAUAGAGAACAUUAGACGCGAGGCUGAGGAAGCUGCCUUGAUCUCCAUACAAGAGAGGCUGGAGCGUGAGCGUCUGGAGGCGGCGAGGAUAGCGGAGGAGUUGGCACGCCAGGCUGCUGAAUUGGCAGUAAGACAGCUGGAGGAGGAACACACUGUAAUCAGAGUCACAGAGUCAGAACGUGUGUCUGAACCAGACAGUGGAGAGCAACUUUCCAAUAUCCAGGAGGAAGAGAAUGAAGAUGACCCAGAGUGUCUUGUGGAUGUGUGCCCUGUUGAGGAGCUUAAAACAUAUAAAACUGAGAUUACAGCGCAGAUCACACAAAAAGAGGAGUCACCCGAGCCACCUCCUCCAAAGGAAUUCACUCCUGCAAGUCAACCUGAGAUAGAACACGCCCCACCACGAGAGUCAGCUGUCGAACCAGAACCUGAUGGAGAAGAUCAUGCUAUAGCAAAGACCCCUUCACCUGUAGUGUCUCCAGUCAUAAUCACUCAGCCAGAAACAGCUGCUUCAGGUCCCUCUACUCCAGCUGUUGUACAGGAAGAUGAGGCAUUUCAAGAGGAAUGUGGAGAAUGUCCUCAUGUGAGUGUAGAGGAAGUUGAUGAUGGAUCCAUUCCUAUCGUACCUCAAAUUGUUGAACCCCAGGAGUCGAACGGUGUCAGCCUCACUGUUCCCGUUCCUGUGAUGGCCACGCAGAGGAGGGCUUUCCAGCCAGACGAACAAGUUGAAGAGGAAGAAAAGGAGAAAGAGGAAGAUCUGACCCCCCGGCAUGGCCUCCUCACUGUGGAGGAAGAUGGUUCUGAGCGUCCUCUCUCUUCGGCCAGUCAGACAAGUGUUGUGGUUAACGAACGUCUGCAGGAGCUGAUCAAGCUGUUUAAGGAACGAACAGAACGUACUAAAGAGAGGCUGAUUGACCCAGAUGAGUCUGAAGAAGAGAGUCCCUCAGCAACACCUACCAAAAAGGCCGCCGCACCUCCACCUCCUCCACCUCCUCCCCCUGAGGAGAAGAAAGAUGUUCCUGCUGAUGAUGAGAGUGACGAGGAGCAGUUCCUGGAGUUCAUGGGCUACCAAGUCAAAGUGCCCAAGGUGCCCCCCAUGCCAGACUGGCUGAGAGCCAUCGUGGAGUAUCGUUUCCCUUCCAGCAUCGAUCCUUUCACUGAUUUGAUCUAUGUAGUGUGGCUGUUUUUCGUGAUGUGUGCUUGGAACUAUAACGUGUGGCUGAUCCCGGUGCGCUGGGCGUUCCCAUAUCAAACUCCAGAGAACAUCCACCUGUGGCUGCUAGCUGACUAUUUAUGUGACACCAUCUACAUCCUGGACAUUGCGGUCUUUCAGCCCAGGCUACAGUUCGUCCGUGCGGGAGAUAUAGUGUGUGAUAAAAAAGAUAUGAGAGAAAAUUACAUGAAAACGGAACGGUUUAAGAUGGACAUGAUCAGUCUGUUGCCCCUGGAUGUUCUGUACUAUUUCACAGGCGUUAAAUCCAUUCUGCGCUUCCCGCGCAUUUUAAAGUACAUGGCAUUCUUUGAAUUUAACGAUCGUCUGGAGGCAGUGAUGAAAAAAGCCUACAUUUACAGAGUGAUCCGGACCAGCGCGUACUUGCUCUAUUCACUGCAUUGCAACGCCUGUCUGUUCUACUGGGGCUCUGACUAUGAGGGCCUUGGCUCCACUAAAUGGGUCUAUGAUGGCAGAGGCAACAGUUAUAUCCGUUGCUACUACUUUGCUGUAAAAACUCUGAUCACUAUCGGAGGUCUCCCAGAUCCCACGACGGUCUUUGAAAUCGUCUUUCAGCUAGUCAAUUACUUUGUGGGUGUGUUCGCUUUCUCGAUUAUGAUUGGUCAGAUGAGAGAUGUUGUAGGAGCAGCUACUGCAGGUCCGGCGUACUACAGGUCAUGUGUGGACAGCACGGUAAAUUACAUGACCGCCUAUAGAAUACCACGUGAGGUUCAGAACAGAGUCAAGACCUGGUAUGACUAUACCUGGCAAUCACAAGGCAUGUUGGAUGAACAGGAGUUGCUCAUACAGCUGCCUGAUAAGAUGCGUCUGGACAUUGCAGUGGAUGUGAACUACACCAUUGUCAGCAAAGUGGCCCUCUUCCAAGGUUGUGACAGACAGAUGAUAUUUGACAUGUUGAAGAGACUGAAGUCUGUGGUCUACCUCCCAGGAGACUAUGUGUGUAAGAAGGGUGAGAUCGGCAGGGAGAUGUAUAUCAUCAAAGCUGGAGAGGUGCAGGUGGUUGGAGGCCCUGAUGGUAAAACUGUGUUUGUCACUUUGAGGGCCGGAUCUGUUUUCGGGGAAAUCAGCUUGCUGGCAGUAGGUGGAGGAAAUAGGCGCACAGCUAAUGUGGUAGCACACGGCUUCGCUAACCUUUUCAUCCUGGAUAAAAAGGACCUCUCUGAGAUCUUGGUGCACUACCCAGAGUCCCAGAAAAUACUACGCAAGAAGGCCAAGAAGAUGCUAACAAAGGAUACAAAGCCACAAGAAGAGAAGGGUGUGGGUAAGGAAUCUGGUCAGGUGAUCCCAUUACGACCAGAGACUCCCAAACUGUUUAAGGCCGCCCUGGAGGUGGGCAAAGGAGAAACGUUCGCCAAACUGAAAGAGACCUACAAAGAUGCUGGAGCCACACUACAGCCUUCCAGCAGCACAGCAGCACCCGUGCCCCCUCCCUCACCCAUUCACCGUCGAUCACCCAUGCAGCGCACAGUCACACAGGACGACGAUGAUGACCUGGUGACACAGACCACGGACAGCACGGUGAUCAUCCGCAUGAUCCCACGCCAACACGGAGAGGAGAUCCUCAGUGUUGAAAUGGCGGAGGAAGAAGAUGGAACAGCUGAGAAGACUGAUCAGGAGGAGAGGAAAGAAGAAUAGAAGUUGCGAGAAAGAAUGAGAAAUUAGGGCUUGAGGCUGAGGAAUAACCUAUUAUUAUUAUUAUUAUUAUUAUUAUUAUUAUUAUUAUUAUUAUUAUUAUUAUUAUGCUUUUAGUAUUAUGGGCAACUAUUCUAACUGAAUCCAAACCAAAGCGGCAUUUGCUAUUUAAUUAAGCUUAGUGAUGCUUUUCUGUUUUAAAGUCAUAGCUAACUUUAGCAUUAGAUGAGCUUUAAAAUAAGGAGGUGUGCGUGUGUGAGUGAGUGUGUUAUGGAACCUGAUUUCUUUUUCCUAUAAAACACACUGCUCUGAUUUCAGGAAUGCUACCUUGCCUGCUUUUAAACUGCCAUGCUGUCUUCCAUUAUAGCCCUAGCUAUAUGUAAGCAAAUACACUCACAAACACACAUCAAUAUGCACACAUUUUCUGGCCUUUACAGCAAAGCAACAUAGAUCUCAUAGUUUUUGCAUUACAGUCAUUGCACUAUGACAAUUUAAUUGUGUAUGUAUGGUAGAUACACUACUCCAGCAGAGACAGGAAGGUUAGUGUAUGUUAGCCUGGCACCAUUUUUAGUUCUGUCUAUCAGAUAAAUCUUGAUUUCAGCAUGUACCUAUAGUACAGAAUACCCAAGCCGUCAGCCAAUCUAACAAUAAUGUAAAAAAUCAACAGACAAGGGAUUUUCUCUGUGUGCAUGUUUUUCUCUGUGAGCUCCUGUAGCCCUUCUGCAUAAUACUACUACGUGAAUAUUAAAGUUUAAAUGUUAAAUGAGAUACAAAGACAUUACAGCUUAAAAUGGUGAGGUAAUAAGCAAUCAUUACGGCACGCAUUAUCUUAAGAGGGUCUUUUAUUUUGGUGGCUAAUGCUGCAUUCGACUAAAACUCAUGACUUGUGAAUUUCUGACCUCCAUCUAGAAAAAACUAAAAAACAAAUGAUACUAGAAAUUCCUACCUGUAAACUUGAGACAGUUUCCUCAACCCUGAGUUCAGCAAGUGACAUCAAAUCAACAUGGCGCUCACAGCAUCAACAGUAAAUAAAGUAGCACUUUAAAAGCAGUAAGUGACUUCUGAGCUGUUGUCACUUUUAUCACAGGAGAAACAACAUAAUAGCUCUGUUAUAUAUGACACUGUUCAUUUGUAAAAACACCUAACUGAACGCUGUAAUUCCAGAUUUGGAAAAAAACCUAUUCAUACAUACCAACUGUACAGAGUUCUUCAAAUAUGGCACUUGAGUUCCACUGUCCUGCAGAGUUUAGCUCCAACUCUAAUCGAACACAUCUGAACAAGGUAACCAUAGGUCUUCAGGAUUACUACAAAACUACAGGCAGGUACGUUUGGAAGUUGAAGCUAAACUCUGCAGGCUUGAAGAUCCCUGUGAUAGAUCAUGCUUCACUGUUGCCAAUAUCAAAUGUAGUAACAUUUUAGACCUAUUGUAUAUCAAUUGUAUGUCAAUCAUAAACAUAAUUACUGUAAAAUACUGUUCAUUUUGAUUAUUUGUUUUGCUUAUAUAUAGUAAAUCUGUUCAUUUCUGAAAAUGCAUGAAUAAAGCAGGCUUUUCCUCA
Molecule: messenger RNA, 5554 nt
Organism: Ictalurus punctatus (channel catfish)
Lineage: Eukaryota; Metazoa; Chordata; Actinopteri; Siluriformes; Ictaluridae
Gene: cngb1a
Product: cyclic nucleotide gated channel subunit beta 1a
Exons: 37
Coding region: 36-4001 (1321 amino acids)
Biological process (GO): retina homeostasis; monoatomic cation transmembrane transport
Cellular component (GO): plasma membrane; photoreceptor outer segment; intracellular cyclic nucleotide activated cation channel complex
Molecular function (GO): cGMP binding; intracellularly cAMP-activated cation channel activity; intracellularly cGMP-activated cation channel activity
Source: RefSeq, a predicted model, not a curated record